Messenger RNA from Mugil cephalus (flathead mullet), 2407 nucleotides. RefSeq names its product CCR4-NOT transcription complex, subunit 10 (gene cnot10). Lineage: Eukaryota; Metazoa; Chordata; Actinopteri; Mugiliformes; Mugilidae. Gene Ontology annotation, molecular function: protein binding. Gene Ontology annotation, cellular component: CCR4-NOT complex. The transcript has 19 exons. Bases 195 to 2327 code for a protein of 710 amino acids. Gene Ontology annotation, biological process: mRNA catabolic process; negative regulation of translation. The record is from RefSeq and is a predicted model, not a curated record.
GAAGAAGAAUGUAUUUAGAGCGCACCAGACAGAUUUAAACUAGCCAUCUUGUAUGCGCAGUACUUAGAGACUACGUCUUUCUUUGCUAAUACAUUUUUCUCUCCUCUGCCCACCACAGGAAAUCAGUCCCAGUUUAACUGCGAGUACAUAUUUUGGGUUGUUUUUGUUUUUUUAAAAAAAGAAAUCCCCCGGAAAUGGCAGAAAACACCGAACAAAGCGAGGCAAAGAAUGAGAAAUCGUCAUCUGGCCUCACAGACCUUGAGAAAGAAAUGGCAGCUAGUGCAUAUGAAGCAUUUUUGGCUAGGAAGUAUGAUGAGUCCCUCAAACACCUUGAAGCCCUGCAGGAGCUCAACAAAGAGGAUGCAAAGAUCGCCAUGAAUAAAGCAGUUGUUGAGUUUUACAAAAGCGAUCAGACCACUGUGGGGACGUUAAAGCAGACCCUGAUGGCAAUGAAGAACCAGGUUCACACAUCAGGAGAGGAUGUUGAUGGUUUGGAUGAUGUUGAAUAUAGUGUUCUCUACUAUAAUCAAGCCAUCAUCCACUACUACAUGCGUCAGUACUCUGAGGCCAUCAGCAUAGGAGAGAAGCUCUACCAGUUUCUGGAACCAUUUGAAGAGAAGUUUGCUCAGGCUGUCUGCUUCUUGCUGGUGGAUCUCUACCUGCUCACCUUCCAGCCAGAAAAGUCCCUUCAUCUACUGGCUGUGAUGGACAAACUGUACGUACAGGGAAGCAACAAAAGCAGCAAAGGAGAGAACAACAGUUCAAACAAAGACGGAGUGAGCCAGAAGGCAGAGUCUGCGACCAUGAUUGAAGCAGCCAAAUCAAAAAUGCACCAGUACAAAGUGAGAGCCUACAUUCAGAUGAAAUCUUGCAAGGCCUGUAAAAGGGAGAUCAAAUCGGUGAUGAACACAGCGGGGAACUCGGCACCCUCACUCUUCCUCAAGAGUAAUUUUGAGUAUCUGAGAGGAAACUACCGGAAAGCAGUUAAGCUACUGAACAGCUCCAACAUUGCAGAGCAUCCUGGGCCCAUCAAAACAGGUGAAUGUGUUCGAUGUAUGUUCUGGAACAAUCUGGGCUGCAUUCACUUUGCCAUGGGGAAGCAUAACCUUGGCGUUUUCUACUUCAAGAAGGCACUGCAAGAGAAUGACCACAUCUGUGCACAGCUGGGAGAUGGCAGAAACACUCAAUAUAAAAAAUUUGCAGGUAUCCCCAUGUGUGCUUUACUAGCCAACAAGCGCUACGAGCUGCUGUAUAACUGUGGUAUUCAGCUGCUGCACAUCGGCAGGCCUCUGGCCGCAUUUGAGUGUCUGAUGGAAGCGGUGCAGGUUUAUCACUCAAACCCUCGACUGUGGCUGCGGCUCGCGGAGUGCUGCAUCUCUGCCAACAAAGGGGGGUUGGAGCAGGAGAGCAAAGGUUUGCCUUGUAAAAAAGGUAUAGUUCAGUCCAUCGUGGGACAGGGAUAUCAUCGCAAGAUUGUCCUGGCAUCCCAAUCUUCACAUAACACUAUCUACAGUGAGGGCCAGUCGGCAGCUAUCCCAGUAGCGAGUAUGGAGUUUGCAGCUAUCUGCCUGAGGAAUGCUCUGCUACUGCUACCUGAACACCAGCAACAAGACGCCAAGACAGAGAACAGCUCCAAGAGCUCCAGUCAGUCAGGAAGUAUUGAGAGCGGCAGUGAAAACAGUGACGCCUGCAGUGGGAAAGCUCAGGACGCCGAUAAGUUUUUGUCUGCCGCCCCGUCAUCUCCUCUCAGAAAACAGGAGGUAGAAAACCUCAGGUGCUCCAUCCUGGCCUGUAGUGCCUAUGUGGCGUUGGCUCUGGGGGACAACGUGAUGGCUCUAAACCAUGCAGAGAAACUGCUCCAUCAAACAAGGGUGUCUGGAUCCCUCAAGUUCCUUGGUCACAUCUAUGCGGCCGAAGCCCUCAUCUCAUUGGACAGGAUCUCUGAUGCCAUCGCUCAUCUCAACCCAGAGAACGUCAGCGAUGUGUCAGUGGGAGUACUGACCAGCGAGCAAGACCAAGGGUCUGACAAAGGAGACGAGCCAGUCGAGUCCUCAGGGAAGCAGACUCCCUUGUGUUACCCCAGCAGUGUGACGUCAGCCCGGGCCAUGAUUCUCUUCAAUUUGGGUAGUGCCUACUGCUUGAGGAGCGAGUACGACAAGGCCCGCAAAUGCUUGCAUCAGGCUGCGUCCAUGGUGAACACCAAGGAGAUUCCACCUGAAGCCAUCCUGCUGGGAGUGUAUCUAGAGCUACAGAACGGAAACACUCAGAGUGCGCUGCAGAUCAUCAAACGGAACCAGCUGCUCCCCAUGGUGGUCCAGAGGGUCUGAGGCGUCCGGCUGGCUUUUUAAUUGACCGAGGAAUUUGUGCGCUGUCUGAAUAAUGGAAAUAAAUUUUAUUUACUUAAGAA